This is a messenger RNA of Cottoperca gobio, 1158 nucleotides long. RefSeq names its product peptidylprolyl isomerase Fa (gene ppifa). The transcript has 6 exons. The record is from RefSeq and is a predicted model, not a curated record. Gene Ontology annotation, molecular function: cyclosporin A binding; peptidyl-prolyl cis-trans isomerase activity. Gene Ontology annotation, biological process: protein folding; protein peptidyl-prolyl isomerization. NCBI's taxonomy places the organism in Eukaryota, Metazoa, Chordata, Actinopteri, Perciformes, Bovichtidae. Bases 182 to 754 code for a protein of 190 amino acids. Gene Ontology annotation, cellular component: mitochondrion; cytoplasm.
UACGAGUUAAGUUUGUCAAACUAAAUGAAGUUCUUUUUACUCCCCGAACCUCCCCACGUGGUGUCGCUGUUUGUUCCACCUCCGCGCGGGGGACCUGACAGUAAGCCCACGUGACGUCACAUGUAAACACCACCAGCACCCAUGGCCUGCAGGUCCUCCUCACCCUGUCAGCUGAGCAGUGAUGUUACGAAUAAAAAACCGCGUGAGAUACAGCGCCCCGGGCGUCGCCGCUGCGAAGCUGUUUUCCUCCGGUAACGACAAGAACCCCGUCGUGUUUCUGGACAUCGAGGCCGACAGUGAGCCUCUUGGAAGAAUAACUAUUGAGUUGAAUGCAGACGUAGUGCCAAAGACUGCAGCAAACUUCAGAGCACUGUGCACGGGGGAACCUGGCUUUGGAUUCAAGGGCUCUGUGUUUCACAGGGUCAUACCUGAGUUCAUGUGUCAGGGGGGAGAUUUCACCCACCACAAUGGCACAGGAGGGAAAUCUAUAUAUGGGAAGACAUUCAGAGAUGAAAACUUCAAAUUAAAACACACCGGGCCAGGAACGCUUUCAAUGGCGAAUUCAGGGCCAAACACCAACGGCUCCCAGUUCUUCAUCUGUACGUCUAAAACUGAAUGGCUUGAUGGUAAACACGUGGUGUUCGGCCAGGUGAAGGAAGGUAUGGACGUGGUCACUAAGAUGGAAUCGUUUGGUUUACAUGACGGUGGAGUGAUUAAGACAAUUGUCAUCACCGACUGCGGGGAGAUGAAAUAACACCCGAGAUCACACACGUGGACUUCUUUUCCGAUGAAUCGGCACGCAAAAAAUGUGAUAUUUACUUUAUGUUUCGUCCCGUGUUCUUUCAAGAAGAAACUUUUACAGGUGAUUCUGUUGUUCACACGCCAAGACGACUGUCGGCCGAUGUCAGCGAUGGUCUGUAAACACUGUUUUGUUUCAUGUAUGCAUCAUAACAGCUGCUUGUUUAUUUACAGUCAUAUGUUUUCCUAGUUCUUUUUAUGUAGGUUCAAUGUGUCCGGGCCUUAAACUCUGGUAUUAUUCUGUUCUGGAUUAUGUUGUUAGAAGAUGUCUUGCAUUUACUUUGUCACCCACUAUGUAAAAUGUUCUUAUUAUGCAAUUACUCUCCAUUUACUGCCAAAUAAAACUGUUUUCAGAUUUUA